CGCAAAGCCAUAUUGUCUUUCACACAUGGAACGGGCCCAGGUCCUGACCCACUUGCAAUGCAAUGGGAUAUGGCGACUACACACAGGUCCGAGUGGAACCAAAAAGUCAUUGAUUUACUCUGCACCCAGUAUACAACUUUGCAAGCAAUCAACCAAUGGUCUAGGCGAUCCCCUCAAUCAAUCAAAGAUGAUAUCAUAAUGAAAUUCAGUCAAUGCCGCAGGUGUUGGAGAAAGGCUCAGCCUCUCAGCCUCAGCGACGGUACUUGCGAGACCAUGCAACAAGUGGGAGAUCGACUCGUGGAUCAGAUGAAUGAGCGACUGCGGCUUGCUAGGGUCAUCACUCGCAGGGCGACGGUCAUCACGUUGACGCUACUGAGUGAUAGGAAUGCGACAGGGAAGGAUGAUAAGGCUGUGUGGGCGUAUCUACAAUCUAUUGUGGAGAAUCUUGGCAAAGAUGGCAUGAGCUCUGACGAGAGUGAGCACGAAGAUGGAGAUCUUCAGGUCUUUCAUCAGAAGAGUAUGCCAUGGAGGGCAGAUUUCAGUCACGAGAUGCAGAUUAUUGACCAACAGCGUUUGACAGGUGCCUCGAUCUUC
Messenger RNA from Suillus discolor, 594 nucleotides. RefSeq lists its product as uncharacterized. The annotation marks the transcript as partial. Lineage: Eukaryota; Fungi; Basidiomycota; Agaricomycetes; Boletales; Suillaceae. The record is from RefSeq and is a predicted model, not a curated record. The transcript is spliced from 2 exons.